AUGGCCCCUUCGCUCACUGAGCACCUCACCUCCCUGCGCACCGCCCGCCCGUACGCCGCCGCGACCCAGCACCCGUUCCUGCACGCCGCCGGCACCGGCACGCUCCCCGCCUCGACGCUCUCGCUCUACAUCGCCCAGGACCGGCGGUACGCCGCGCACGCCUACCCGCGCUUCCUCGGCCAGCUCCUCGCCCGCGUCCCGUUCGACACCGCCGUGAACGCGCCGCGCGACCCCGCGGAGCGCCUCGCGGGCGUGCUCUUCGACGCGCUCGCGGCGGUGCGGGACGAGGUCCGGCUGUUCGACGCGCUCGCGGGCGGGAGGAUCCCGCCGCUGGGGCGCUGGCCGGAGCGGCGCGCGACGCGCGCGUACGCGGCGGAGAUGGCGCGCGUCGCGGCGUGCGGCUCGCUCGAGGACGGGCUCGUGUUCCUGUGGGCGAUGGAGCGGGUGUACCUUGACUCUUGGAAGUACGUCAAGAGCCUGCACAGCACAGAGGUGCAGGGCACCAGUGUGAUUGCACCUGUGGUUGCAGAGCUGGCUGACCACUGGACCUCUCCUGAGUUUGAGCAGUUUGUGGAGAUCCUUGAGGGCUUGGUGAAUGACUGUGGAAUCACACCUGUAAUGGCUGCAUUCAGAAGGGCUGAGGAGAUUUGGGCAAGGGUGAUUGAAUUGGAGACAGAUUUCUGGCCAGAUGUUACAGAGGGUGAUCUUAACUAG
Epithele typhae is the source of this 714-nucleotide messenger RNA. RefSeq names its product heme oxygenase-like protein. The record is from RefSeq and is a predicted model, not a curated record. The transcript is spliced from 4 exons. Lineage: Eukaryota; Fungi; Basidiomycota; Agaricomycetes; Polyporales; Epitheliaceae. Bases 1 to 714 code for a protein of 237 amino acids.